AUGAGCACACAUAAUCUGCCAUGGCAAAGAACUCAUCCGGAUUUCGGAUCAUUCUGCAACAUUGUUAUUGAAGCGGUUAUGAAAAGUUGGGAAGACUAUUACACAACGGCACAGUAUGACGAGAAGUUCCUUUGGCCAAGAGAAUUCACCCAAUGCAAGACCGAUUUCGAGCGCGUUUGUGUCCUGUUGCAGUUCCCAGAAGUGAGAAAUUUCAAGUUUCAAACAGGUUUGGUGCCCUUGGUUGUGUCUGGUCACCUUUAUCUUGCACCCCACAAGGUGCUCCUAUACGACCAAGCGCCUCAAACGGCUUCCGCUGAAGAAGCCCUACUCACUGCGCUCUCGUGGCGGAGAUGUUUCUCCAUCAAAGUGAUGGGACAAAAAGACAACAUCCGGCCGUGCAACUAUCCAAAACGUAAUCGGUAUCGGCUGUAUAUACGUCGUGCGGAAUGCUUGAUCGAACUGGGACGGGUGGAGGAAGCCAAAGCUGAGCUGAUCGAGCUUCAAAACCACCUGGAAAAUACCCCUAAUAAGCGUGCGGUUAACGAUAUCAUUGAGCGGAACCUGUCUCUCUGUGCGAACAUAUUGAAUGGAUUAUAUUCCCCGUCAAAUAGUGAUUACGAUCUGUCUGAUCAUAAAGAUUAUUUCGGAGAGCUUCCGGAGUCUAAAUCGUUGCAAAAGCGGCGACAUGCAAGAAAAUCUCCUCCGGUGCGUUCAUUGCCGUUCGAGAUCAUCUACAAUGGGAGAAAACUUGGUUGGGGAUUGAGUGCUACGCGAGAUAUCCAACCAGGUUAG
Messenger RNA from Echinostoma caproni, 792 nucleotides. The record is from the annotation of a GenBank genome assembly. Lineage: Eukaryota; Metazoa; Platyhelminthes; Trematoda; Plagiorchiida; Echinostomatidae.